Pecten maximus is the source of this 4590-nucleotide messenger RNA. RefSeq names its product fibrillin-2-like. Lineage: Eukaryota; Metazoa; Mollusca; Bivalvia; Pectinida; Pectinidae. Bases 48 to 3899 code for a protein of 1283 amino acids. The transcript has 24 exons. The record is from RefSeq and is a predicted model, not a curated record. Gene Ontology annotation, molecular function: calcium ion binding.
CACGGCCACUACAACUAGACAUUUUUUUGUAAGUGGCUGGAUUCAAAAUGGCGAUCUCCAUGUUAGACAUGAUUUUAUCCCAUCUGCUAGCGACAGUCUAUUAUGUUUUCUCCACCUCCCCGGAAAUGCAAGCGGCAGAAAUGGCUGUGUGCACGCCCCCUAGUGACCUCCAGUACGGACAAGUGGUGGUGUGGGGCCCCAAUCUCCUUAUCGAGUAUAUCUGUGAAGAAGGAUUCUUCGCAAACGGAGAGACAUUCGGCGCGUGCAUUACAGAGGAGGGAAGAUGGACCAUCGAGAAACCUAAAUGCGUAGCCACCGGGUGCGAUCCCCCAAGAGUGCCCCAUAACAUGCACGUGCGUCUGGAGAUGGAGGGGGCGGUGGCACACUUCUCGUGUGGGCGUGGUCACUAUCUGAUUGGACAAUCACAGGCUUAUUGUAACGGUCAAAACUGGACAAAACCAUUCCCGUCAUGUGUAGGGUCCUCUGUGCGGACACGAGCCGAUCCUCAAAACCGGAACCUCCCUGGCAGACAUGUACGAGAUCCACUGGCCUUCAAUGUCUCCGCCAUUGACUUUGCAGCAAACCUACGUGUUAGUGACAACACGUGUUUCCGGUACCGCUACAAAGCUCCACCGGAAAUAGAACAUGGGACAGCGUCACCCCGAUACCUUUAUAACCAACAGAGGCGGAGUUACGUCCUCGUCACCAACUACACGUGUGAUCCUGGUUACGUCAUCGAAAACAACCUCACGCGCUACUAUUUUUGUAAGAACUACCAGUGGGUAGCUCCUGUAGCUCCAAAAUGUAUAAAACCGCUCGAGUCGACAGCGUGCCAGGGAAAUCGUCGUCUGUGUCACCAGAUCUGCGUGCCCGGGAUAAGGAACAGGUUCGCGUGCGACUGUUUCCGGGGAUUCCUUCUCCAUAGUAACGGAAGGGACUGCUUCGACCAUAACGAAUGUCUGUUUGACAAUGGUGGAUGUGAACAGGAAUGUCACAAUACCUACGGAUCUCGGAUUUGUUCUUGUCGUGACGGUUACCGGAGAGCUGGCACACGCUGUAUAGAUGUGAAUGAGUGUGACGACGACAGUGUGAACGAGUGUCCCGGGGAGUGUGACAAUACGGAGGGUUCAUACAGAUGUAACUGUACCAUACCAGGAUACAUGGACAGCUGGGACGGAAGAUCAUGUUACGAUGAUAAUGAGUGUACGCUGGAUUACGGAGGCUGUGAGGAUAUUUGUAUCAAUGUGAUUGGUUCUUAUUACUGCAAGUGUACCACAAAAGAGGGCUACCAGCUGUCUAGUGACAUGCACAACUGUACAGAUUUAGACGAGUGUGAAGUGUACGGGAAGAAGAUCUGCGAUAACGGCCGAUGUGUGAACACAGUCGGGUCCUACGUGUGUGAGUGUGACGAUGGCUUCCUUCCGGUCAAGGACCGCACCAAAUGUGAAGACAUAGACGAAUGUAAAACCCAAAACGGAGAAUGCGAGGACUUGUGCGUGAACAGCAUUGGCUCAUUUAACUGCGAUUGUCAGGAAACUGGAUUUCAAAUCGACUCUGGUGGCAAGAACUGUACAGACAUUGAUGAGUGUAUUGACAACGCCCCAAAGUGUGAGAACGACUGUGUGAAUACUGUAGGAUCGUUCUACUGCUGGUGUCACUGGCACGGAUACGUGGUCCACGAAAACCAGCGUAACUGUACACACUGCCGAGAUGACCAGUAUAUUAUUGAGCACGAUAAACUCUGUGUGGACUGUCCGAACAACUCCUACAUCGUCCGGACCUUACCAGGGGCAGCUAACUCCCUGGAGGACUGUCAGUGUUUACCAGGCUACGUCGGCAGUCCGGCCGAGAAAAUUCCCUGCCAAGAUGUGGACGAAUGUUUGGUAGCUGACUGUGAGUACGAGUGCCAGAAUGAUGAAGGCAGCUUCUCGUGUCAAUGUCCUGAAGGAUUUGUUCUAAUGGAGGACGGUCGAACCUGUACAGAUAUUGACGAAUGUGAAACUGACGACGGCGGCUGUAAUGUCACAUGUGUCAACACGCUUGGUUCAUUUCACUGCGCAUGUCCAUACCCAGGAUUCCUGCUUAGCAACGACAGCAUCUCCUGCGAUGACGUGAAUGAGUGUCUAAUGGAUGAUAACUAUAACUGUAGCCAGCUGUGUUAUAACACGGAGGGAGGAGCUGAAUGUAGUUGUCAUCCCGGUUACGUCCUCUCAACUGACAACCAUACUUGUGAGGAUAUUGAUGAAUGUGCAAACUCGUCCCUUUCUAUGUGUGAAGACAUAUGCAUCAACACCAAUGGCUCCUUCUACUGUGACUGUGAGGGGACGGCACUGAAGCUGUCCUGGGACCGCAGAUCAUGCUCAGAUAUUAACGAGUGUAUGGAAGGAGUGAAUCACUGUGAAGAUUUGUGUGUAAACACAUAUGGCUCCUACUAUUGUGACUGUAACACGACAGGGUUUGUCCUGGCAACAGAUCAGCGCACAUGUGAAGAUCUGGAUGAAUGUCUCUCCAACACUACAAAUCAGUGCGACCAAGUGUGUGUGAACCGGCUACAGGGCUAUGACUGUAGCUGUUACCAGGGUUACGUCAAGGAAGACCUGUAUGGAUGUCGGGGGUGUGAUAUAGGCCAGUAUCAUGACAAUGACACGGACAGCUGUGUGGAGUGUCCGCCGAUGUCAACCACCAACGGCACCGGCAAAGUCAACCGUACUGACUGUAUAUGUAUACCAGGCUAUACUGAAGAUACAACCGGAAGAAGCUAUUGUAGAGAUAUUGACGAAUGUGACGAGGGUGAAGAUGAGAACUUUGGAUGCGGCCAGAUCUGUGUAAAUACUAAAGGAUCAGCCUACUGCGCAUGUCAGAAAGGCUUCAAUCUCCACAAAAAUAGAAAGAAUUGUACAGAUAUAGACGAAUGCCUGUACAGUAACCACUACUGUGCUGAGAUAUGCAUCAACCUGGAGGGCUCUUAUAAAUGUGCUUGUAGGGAAGGAUUCAAACUUCACUGGGACAACAAAUACUGUACAGAUAUCAACGAGUGUUACACGGGAGCGCACGAGUGUGAAGAUCAGUGUGAGAACACGUGGGGAUCCUACAUAUGUGGCUGUACAAAACCAGGGACACGACUGACAGCGGACAGACACACGUGUAUCGCGCUUGUACCUACAUGUCCCGAUGAAAUCCACGUCGAGGUCCCAGAUGGCGUCCCACUGGUACAGGUGGUGCUCCCGUCCAUAGUGUAUAAUGGCCAGUGGCGCAUUGAGCCUGACUGGGUGGCGGAAACCCAGGGUGUCCUCUUCCCGGUGGGCAACAGUAGCAUCCAGGUCAUCAGCUACAACACAGAGGCGGGCCAGGUCAGCUGUACCUUCCAUGUUGUGGUAACAGUAUCGUGUGCCAGAGGGACUUUCCGGUCCUCGGAUGACGUGUACGCCGGGUGUACGCAGUGUCCGCCAGGAACCUACCAGGACGAUCAGAACAAGAGAAGCUGUAAGCCUUGUAUACCUGGUACAUACCAAGACGAAUAUGGUCAACUUCAGUGUAAAUACUGCAAAAUCGGGAUGUACCAGGACCGCCUUAACCAGUCCGAGUGUAUCCCGUGCCCGCCGGGAACUUACCUGGACGAGAGCGGAAGUGCUGGAUGCAAACCGUGCCGGGUCGGGCAGUACAAUUCCCUGGGCUCACAGUCGUCGUGUAACUACUGUACCGCGGGGACGUACCAGGACCAGGCGGGACAAACGGAAUGUCAGGAAUGCGAAACAGGACACUACCAACUACAAAUGGGACAACCCACCUGUAAACUCUGUCCAGAGGAUUUGACCCCAUAUAUGGCUGACGUCGCCAUGGUACAACAGUGUCAAAGGUCAACUGAUACCUUGGUUACAGAUCUGGAGCCUAGACGGUGAAAACACUAUUGAUUGUAACGAUGUUUCCAGUAAUGUAAGAUGUAGUAAUACUAUGCUGAAAAACAAGUAACACAUAUUAUAUACCUAUGUGUUUGGCUAAUGAAGUCAUACAACAAUGAAAUUGGACACAAAACCAUCAUCACGUGCAGUAGUUAAGAACAGUCCUAGUUUGGGCAAGACUGAUAAACUAUUACAUACAUCAUAGAUGGACUCUUACCCAACAAGGAUGAAUAAUACAUAUAACGAGGCUGAACUAGUAUACCCAACAAGGACGACCCUUCCCGGCGACCGUCUGGAGACAUGGAGUCACAACGCGUAUCUGUACUAAGACUGUAUAUUUUAAGUAAAUUUUUACGUGACAUUAACAUUUUGUCCGGUCUGUAUUUAAUAUCAGACUGGUGUGUUGUUUAUAAAUUGAUCCAUAUUUUUACAUUUCCAAUAUUUCAUAACUGUAGAAAUAUGAUUUCCGUAUUUCUCUGAUACGUUUUCCGUUACUGUAAGUUGUUGUUACUUGUUCUAUGGCAGUCCGUGACCUCGAUGAUGAGUAUAUACUUCUCUCACUCAUUUUCCUUCCAUUUCUCAUUCGUGUCUUGUUCAGUCGUUAUGUGUCCGAUGUACUUCAUGUCUUGGAUUUCCCAUGUGGGAGAUCACGUGUGUUACACAUUAAAUACAUUUUUCAAGACAAAUGAAA